Bubalus bubalis (water buffalo) is the source of this 1243-nucleotide messenger RNA. RefSeq names its product transcription initiation factor IIA subunit 1-like. Lineage: Eukaryota; Metazoa; Chordata; Mammalia; Artiodactyla; Bovidae. Bases 223 to 1227 code for a protein of 334 amino acids. Gene Ontology annotation, cellular component: transcription factor TFIIA complex. Gene Ontology annotation, biological process: transcription initiation at RNA polymerase II promoter; transcription by RNA polymerase II. The record is from RefSeq and is a predicted model, not a curated record. The transcript has a single exon.
GCUCCGGGAGGACUCCCCCUCCAUCCGUCCUCCCCUUCCUCCUCUCGCCGCUCCCCUCUCCUCCGUCAGGAUCCGAUUUUGUUUGAAAGAUUUUCCCCUCAGUUUUGCGGUGGCUUGGGUCACCCUCGAGUGUUCUUUUUUUUUUCCCCUUUCUUUUUCGUUUUGUUUUCAUCUUGUUUCCUCGGGGUGGACCCCCCACUCUUGUUUGUGUUGUGUGUGGAAAUGGCGAACUCGGCAAAUACAAACACCGUGCCUAAAUUAUACAGAUCUGUGAUCGAAGAUGUUAUUAAUGAUGUGAGAGACAUCUUUUUGGAUGAUGGAGUCAAUGAACAAGUUCUGAUGGAACUAAAAACUUUAUGGGAGCAUAAACUAAUGCAGUCUAGGGCAGUAGAUGGAUUUCAUUCAGAAGAGCAGCAGCUUUUAUUGCAAGUUCAACAGCAACAUCAACCCCAGCAGCAGCAUCACCGUCACCACCAGCAGCAAGCUCAGCCUCAGCAGACAGGGCCUCAGCAAGCGCAGGCCCAGCAGGUCCUUAUCCCUGCUUCACAGCAAGCUGCAGCACCACAAGUUAUUGUUCCUGAUUCUAAGCUGAUACAACACAUGAACGCAUCCAACACGAGUGCUGCUGCUCCAGCUGCAACCUUGACACUCCCUGCUGGUGUGACUCCUGUUCAACAGAUAUUAACAAAUUCAGGCCAGCUUCUACAAGUGGUCAGAGCAGCCAACGGUGCCCAGUGUAUAUUUCAGCCUCAGCAGUCAGUGGUUCUGCAGCAACAGGUUAUACCACAAAUGCAGCCUGGUGGAGUACAAGCUCCUGUUAUACAGCAGGUCUUGGCCCCUCUUCCUGGAGGGAUUUCACCACAAACAGGUGUCAUCAUCCAGCCCCAGCAAAUCUUAUUUACAGGAAAUAAGACUCAAGUUAUACCUACAACAGUGGCAGCACCUACACCGGCACAAGCGCAGAUAACUGCCGCGGGCCAGCAGCAGCCACGGGCCCAGCCUGCUCAACAGCAAGCUCCACUGGUAUUGCAAGUUGAUGGAACUGGGGAUACGUCAUCUGAAGAAGAUGAAGAAGAAGACUAUGAUGAUGAGGAGGAGGAAGACAAAGAGCAAGAUGGAGCUGAAGAUGGGCAAGUAGAAGAGGAACCCCUCAAUAGUGAAGAUGAUGUGAGUGAUGAGGAAGGACAGGAACUCUUUGAUACAGAAAAUGUUGUUGUGUGCCAGUAGGAUAAGAUACACAGAA